Molecule: messenger RNA, 2073 nt
Organism: Durio zibethinus
Lineage: Eukaryota; Viridiplantae; Streptophyta; Magnoliopsida; Malvales; Malvaceae
Source: RefSeq, a predicted model, not a curated record
UCUGGGCCGUCCAAUGUGCUUUGAUUAAAACGGCUCCGACUUGCUCUAUAAAUUCCAGCAGAAGACUGACUCCGUCAGUUGAUUGUCAGGAGAGAGAGAAAGUAAAGGAAAAAAUGGAGAUGGGUGAGAGAAAUAAUUAAUUUUAGGUUUUGGAUUUUCCCUUCAAUUUUGCAUUGAUUAAAAAUUUUCCUUCCCUCCCUUCCCUCCCCAAUCUCCUCCGUGUCGAAUUUUACUGGUUUUUUUUUAUCAGUGAAUUCAACGUGUAUUUUAUUUGCCCUUCAAAAAGCUUGGGUUUUUCGUUUUACUCCGGUGAGACGUUUGGUUUUGUUGAUUUUCCGGUGAAGCUUUUUUUCUCCAUUUCUUGCUUAGUCGGUAUAGCAGCUGAAAUUACCGUUUGAUCCUUUGUUGAUCCCGGAUUAUCCGGAUUUCCUCCAGACUGUCAUAUGUUUGAAUCAAAAUCAAAUCGCCGACUCUAAAAGUUUUGAGUUUUUAGGCGGUUGUUCAGUUCUGCAAAUCCCUUUUUUUUUUUUUUUAUCUGUUUGAAGUAGAAGUUGUAAAAUUUGGGACCCUUGUGGGCUUUUGUUUCGUUGGUGACUUUGGUUGGACAAUUUUGAAGUAAGAAAAAAGGGUCAUAAACUGUAGACUUAAAAAAAAAACAGUGGUAUAGGAAAAGGACCCAUUUGAUUGGAUACAUUUCUUUGGGUUUGAUUUUUUUUUUUUUUGAAGAAAAAUCUAUCGAGAAGAUAGUUGCUUGAGCUUUAUUUGCAAGCUUUUGACUUUAAUUAUGAUCAAAAAAUUAUUGAAUUCAAUUAAUAUCUUUACAAAUUUGGAUAUUGUUUUUUAGUUAUCAAACUCAAUGGAUCAUUUCCUAAUUUAGUGGUUAACUGCAAGAAAAAGUAACCAUUUUGAUUUACGUAAAAAAAAGGAUUUAUGGAGUUUUAAGGUUGCUAAAAAAAUGGCAGUUUCUUUUCCUGGUUUUCCAUGGUGGUUUUGGAGUGGUGGAAGUAAGGAGAAACAGCCUGUUUCAAAUGGGUCUUCUUUGAAUUCUCUGAAUUCUUCUUCUUCUGAUUGGGUGUCGGGGUUGAGAGAGUCUGAAACUGUCAAGUUCCAAACAAAAAUAGCCCCAGCGAAGGGAAAGGGAAAGUGGCAAGGUAGUGAAGAGAGGAGUGUAGUUGAUGAAGAAUGUGAUGUUGUGGUGGUUCCAUCAGAUGUUAUGCAUUUCUCUGGAUACGAAUCAGAUGGUCCAGAAUGGUCCAUUGGGUGGGAAGAACCCCACGGUCCUGGCUUUCAAGGUGAUGAUGAUGGUGGCUUUGCUGUGCUGGUUCCUUGUUAUAGACCUGGUUGCAAGGAACUUGUAGACGGUCCCAAUAACCAGCUCUUAAGUGCAAUCAAGAACUUCCCACAUGGGUUCUCUUCCGAGGGAAGCAACUCUGUGCAGCAGUGGUUUUCUUCUCUUCAGAACAUCUGAAGGGCUACAAGUGGCUGGCCGAGUGACUGUAGAUGAAGUGUCCUUACAUAUUUCAGUCGGGUGUACUAUUUAAGAAGUAAUCUUAUUAUAGUAUGAGAGAAUAAUGUAAAAAAAAGUGGCAGGUACUGGUAGAGAUGAGGAUCUGCAUCGGUUCUAGUAGAAUCAGAGGAUUAACAUCUAUGGAGAUUGGAGAUGCACAUUGGAUGUAUAUUUUCUGCUUCAAGAUGACACGGGAGAACACACAUGUUUCCAGGAUGUCACUCUGUUUUGGUAUUUGAUCCAUCCUGAUUACAUGCAGUUGAACUGAUCUGUGGAAACACUAAAAUAUGGUGGACAACUCUUUUUUGUUCUGUAAAUAGUAUUACUGUGAAUAUGCAAGAAAUGAUCUUUGCUUUCAUCUCACUGCUACUGUGAAUAAUUUUGAUCUUUCCCCGAGUAAUCUACCAUCUUAUCAAUUUUGUAUAUAUAUUUUUUCUCUACUGGGAGUAAAUUUCUUUUAUAUUGUGCUUCUUUCUUAUAUCCCAGCAGCUUGUGGUUGAUAAUAGCUAAAUUAAUGUUUCAACCUCCUCCCCAGUUGCAAGAAUUUGUCUCACUUAAAUCUCUGU